Messenger RNA from Hymenoscyphus albidus, 388 nucleotides. The record is from the annotation of a GenBank genome assembly. NCBI's taxonomy places the organism in Eukaryota, Fungi, Ascomycota, Leotiomycetes, Helotiales, Helotiaceae.
AUGGAACUGCAUAGAAAAUACAACCUAGUUCUGAGUUCUAGUUCCAAAACUUUGACUACAUACCACCUCAUUCUAACGACUGAGUACCAGAUAUAUAUUCAACCAUAACAUCAAGACUCCAGAUUCACAUCUUUCCAUAGUUUACGUCUUUAACAUCGUAUUUAUUGCCUCGCUAGCAUCCACAAAGAUGUCUGCUCCCAGUGGAUCCACAAACCACUGGAGAGCAAAACGCAAUACAGAACAUCAUCAAAAAGGAGAAAUGAGCCAAAGGUUCGACACUAGAGAUAGACGAACCCAUAGACAAAGCGAAACCACAGAAGAGAACCCAGAACCCAACUUGUCCAUAGGAUACGAGGUCGAUAACUUGAACUUAGGAUACGACGUGUAG